Molecule: messenger RNA, 1145 nt
Organism: Trifolium pratense (red clover)
Lineage: Eukaryota; Viridiplantae; Streptophyta; Magnoliopsida; Fabales; Fabaceae
Product: zinc finger protein 511
Exons: 4
Coding region: 82-843 (253 amino acids)
Source: RefSeq, a predicted model, not a curated record
UAACAUUCAAAAUUGAAAAAAGUUAAAACAAAGCAAAAACUCUUUCAGAAUCAGUUCUCAAUUCUCUGAUUGAAGAGUGAAAUGGAUGUUGAAAAUCAGAAUCCGGAUUCAGAGUUUCCGUUCUGGAAACCCAUUCCUCGUAGAUUCCAACCCGAUUCCCCUUUCUUCGCUAUCGGUAACCUCGAACGAGAACUUCUUGUUAAACAGGUUGCUUUGGAAUUAACUGAAGAGAAGGAACAGCUAGAGGAUUUCAUACAAGAAGAUGGAAGGGAAGUCUUCUGUCCCAUUGUUGGGUGUGGAGCGCGUUUGGCUUCAAUGGAGGACUUUGAAAAUCACUAUAAUGCAAGACAUACUGCAUCCUGUUCUGUGUGUUUUAGAGUCUACCCAACAUCACGUUUGCUUAGCAUUCAUGUAUCGGAAGCUCAUGAUUCGUUCUUUCAGGCAAAAGUUGCACGUGGCUAUGACAUGUAUGAAUGCUUAGUGGAAGGUUGUGGUUUGAAAUUCAAAAGCUACAAAAGUAGGCAUCAGCAUCUGGUCGACAAGCAUAAAUUCCCUACAUCAUUCGAGUUUUUCAAGAAGGCUCUGCCUUCAAAGAAACACAGGAUGAAGUCUCAACGCAAAAAACCUUCUCAUUCUCAUAAGGAGGAUACUUCAGGAAUGAUGGAAGUGGAAAAUGCAGCCAUAGAUGACCUUGUUUCAGCAGUCUCUAAAUUGAAUACUUCUGACUCAACUCCUUCAUCUAUCAGCUUUGGUCGCCGUAACCCCAAAGGCAUGACAUUUGUCCCACGAGCUGUUCAGCAUGGGAAGGGAUCAAACUCAGAUUCAUCCGUUACAAAGAGAUAAUAAGCUUUCACUCAAACCAAUCUGCAUUCUUGAUUGAUGAAUGAUAGAUCGAUUGAUCUCCGGAUACUGUCUUGUUACAAAAUCCCUGUAGAUGUCUUAUGUCCCAAGGUUGAAGUAGCUGAUUAAGUUGAAAAUUGGAAAAUAUAAUCAUGUUGGAGUAUGUAAUAACAGCAUGCUUUUAGAUUAUCUUUUUGUGCUCUCACUUGGGCUAAGUGAGCCUAAUAUAGGCAUUGUUCCCAUGAAAUGUAUAUCUGGCUAAUGAUUUGGAGAUUUUGAGCUAUUUAGACAUAUAACUUAUAAUC